Molecule: messenger RNA, 1746 nt
Organism: Lottia gigantea (owl limpet)
Lineage: Eukaryota; Metazoa; Mollusca; Gastropoda; Lottiidae
Exons: 9
Coding region: 1-1446 (481 amino acids)
Biological process (GO): regulation of Rab protein signal transduction
Cellular component (GO): cytoplasmic vesicle
Source: RefSeq, a predicted model, not a curated record
AUGGCAGCUAAAUGGUUAGCAAUUUGCUUACAUGGCAAAGUGGAAAGUUUCCCUUCACCAUCAUUAGAUCGAUAUCUACCGUCAAAAGUUGAUUAUUUAGAAGACAACUGUCGAGAACAACCUGAACUGGAUAAAGGAGCUCCAGACUUGUCUGAUAUAGCCAUUGAAGUAGAAAUUACAAGUUGCACUCGAUGUGCUAAAUGCCAUUGUUUGAUUUAUGAUGAAGAAAUUAUGUCUGGAUGGAGUGCUGAUGACUCCAAUCUCAAUACAAAGUGUCCGUUUUGUCCAGCAAAUGUUGUUCCUAAUCUGUGUAUAUACUUAAAGGAUUGGCGUACCAACAAGAAAAGGACUAUAAAGGAAGAAUUUGUUGUGAAAUGUGAUGAUGAUGAAGAAAGUGAGGUUACUAGUCACAAAUCCUCUAUGUCAGAAAGUCAGUUAAUGUUUGAUGAAGACGGUUUAGUUGAAGAUAAAAACUUGAUGUACUCGAGUCCAAAUCAUUUGUCGGUGACAAACUCAUCUCCUAAAAGAUUAACUGAAAGUUUGUUGAGUUUUAGUGAAGGAGGUCGACUGGGAGUUGAGCCAGUUGUAGAUAGUGCAUCUAUGAAUUUAGGUGAAAUAGCAUUAGAUGCUAGAAAACGGUGUACUAGUGAAUGUUUGACUCAUGCUACUGAUGAUGUAUCCUACAGUUCCUCAUAUGAAUCUAUAGAUGGUAUACAUCAUAAGCCUAAGAAAUCCCCAUUAAGCAUUUCCUUAGAGAAGGAAGAAAAAGAAGAUUAUUUCUAUUCAGAAGGCUCCAAUAAUAAAAUGGAUAUAAUGUCAAGAUGUAUAUCAACACUAGAACCUAUAGUUGUUCCAUAUCUUAGUCCAUUAGUUUUAAGGAAAGAGUUGGAACAUGUUUUAGAAAAUGAAGGAGAUUUGUGUCUCUCUUCAGACGGUUUUAUAGAUGAUCAUCCAAUUAUAUUUUGGAAUCUACAGUCGAAAGGUUAUAGUAGCAGUAAUGUGUUAAUACAACCAUUAUGGGACAAUACUAGAAUACACGAUGAAGUUGGGUUACCAAUGUAUAUAGCUUGGGAUUCUGCUAAAAGUGCCACUAUGAUAGAUGCGUUAAUAACAGAAACUCAACCUUACUCCAGAGCUGUAAUGCAUCAGAUAUUCACCAGUAUACAAUGUAAUGAUGUCUUAACACCUAUUAAACACGUGAUGCAUGGUAGAAAACGCCUUAGAAUGAGAAAACAAAGAUUUCGUAGCAUGUACAGAGAAAUUCUAUUUUUAGUACUGAAAGCAUGUGGUAGAGAAAAUAUUGAUCAAGAUGCAUUUGAUAGAGAAUACCUUAAAGCCUUUGAUCAGCUUCAUCAUGGUGAAAAACGUCACCUCCAGACAAAUGAUAGACCCUGUACUGAUCAUGUAGUUUGGUGUCGUCGUGUGUUUAAUGAACUCAAAUUGUAGGAAAAUAUCUAAAUUUUUAGGUUGACAUUCAAAGACAACAAUGAAAGCUGCAUACAAACAUACAUACUUUGGAUAAUGUUUUCCUGAAAACAUAUCUUUAGGGAGAACAAACACAAUUGAAAUAGAAUAGACCUAUCAUAACAAAACUAAAUAGCAUUGUCUUCUCAAGCACAUUUUAGUAGAGAAGUAUAUGUGUGUUGUUGGUUCUUUCAUCAACACUGUUUUUUUUUUAUCCAUUUAAAGAAGUGUGGAUACCAUAUAAGCAACAGUUCAUGAUUAGAUGUUGACUUAUUAGUUCAG